AUGGAUCCGUUCAAACCCAUCCCGUCUGAAAUCCUUCGGAUGAUACUCGAGAUCCUGCCGAGCCGCUCCGAUUUUGCUGCUGCGACUGAAGCGUACGCAGCCUUUCGUAACGCAGCUGAUCCGUUCGAACGCAUCCCGUCUGAAAUCCGCCUGAUGAUACUCGAGAUCCUGCCGAGCCGCUCCGAUAUUGCUGCUGCGACUCAAGCGUCCAAAGCCUUUCGUAACACAGCGGCAGGCACCUCAUCACGCGACCUGAUUCGCCGCUUGCACGUCCAGAAAGACCUCAGCGGAGACCUUCUCCAAGCCGCGAUGGCUGUCGUCUUGUUUCCAGGUCCAGGUUCGAAUGAAGCGUCAAUAUCCCAUCACUUAGACAACUGGAGAAAUAAUCGGCUUCCGGACCCAUUCCCUGAUCCUAAAGAUCCCAACAACGAGAUCCACAUAGAAAGGUUGGAUAACCUCUGUGGCUACUUGCGACUUGUCAUUACCGAUUAUUUGUCCAAGGCCACUAGUGCUCGACUGCCAUUUGCUUUCAACAUUAACAACAUGGAAACUGAUGAGCGGUGCCGUGUUUAUCGCGCCUUUCUACAGUAUGAGAUUCUCAGCAAGGUCUACGGCCCCCUGACAGCGGCAAGAGCGCCUGCCGGUCCUCAACCCAGGUUUUAUAUGUGGGACUGGAAUUCUCUUUUCCACAACUCCACACCAGCCUCGGAUCCCAAGCUCUUUGGGAGCAUUCGCGAACGUUCCGCCAAGACCCUCCGCAACACAUACCGGAGGAGUGUGAGCAUGCGCCUCGCGUUGGACAGUAUGAGUUUCAACCCAACCCCAGAUACUUGGUAG
Messenger RNA from Colletotrichum gloeosporioides, 837 nucleotides. RefSeq lists its product as uncharacterized. Gene Ontology annotation, molecular function: protein binding. The record is from RefSeq and is a predicted model, not a curated record. The transcript is spliced from 3 exons. The coding region runs from base 1 to 837 and encodes 278 amino acids. NCBI's taxonomy places the organism in Eukaryota, Fungi, Ascomycota, Sordariomycetes, Glomerellales, Glomerellaceae.